AUGGGGAGCAAGAACAAGAUCAUCGACAAGGAGAUUAAUCCCUUUGUGGACAAGUGGGAAGAAGAAGGACAGUUCCCAGCACAUAAAGUAUUUAAAAUCCUGGGACAGGCAGGAUUCCUUGGUGUGGAUAAGCCAACAGAAUAUGGCGGCAUGGGCUUGGACUUCUCCUAUAACAUUGCAGUGGCAGAAGAGCUGGGAAAUAUCCACUGUGGAGGUAUUCCUAUGGCUAUUGGAGUGCAAGCUGGCAUGGCUACUCCUGCUCUUACAAGGUUUGGUUCUGAUGAGCUGAAAAAACAGUUCCUCGUACCAACUAUAGCUGGAGAUGUUGUGGCUUGCUUGGGAGUCAGUGAAGCUGGAGCUGGGUCAGAUGUUGCAAAUAUCAAGACGACAGCUGUGAGAAAAGGUGAUGAAUAUGUCAUAAAUGGUGGUAAGAUGUGGACUACGUCCGGGUGCCAAGCGGACUGGAUGUGCCUGCUGGCAAACACCAGUGAAGGACCUCUCCAUCGAAAUAAAUCUCUCCUAUGUCUGCCAAUGAAUCUACCUGGCAUUCAUGUUGCUAAAAAGAUAGACAAACUGGGCAUGAGGUCAUCGGACACAGCUCAGAUCUUUUUUGAAGAUGUAAGGGUCCCCAGCAAAAACCUUAUCGGUGAGGAAGGAAAGGGUUUUACGUAUCAGAUGUUGCAAUUCCAAGAAGAGCGGCUGGGGGCAUUAGCCACUGUCCUGACACCGCUGGAAACUAUAAUACAAGAAACUAUUGACUACACUCGCCAGCGGAAAAUGUUUGACCAGUCCGUCCUGCACAACCAAGCCGUGCACUUCCGCCUGGCCGAGCUGGCAACCGAAGUGGAGCUCCUUCGCUCGCUGCUGUACCGUACCGUUGCUCUCUAUGUGGAAGGCAAUGAUGUGACAAAAUUUGCUUCCAUGGCUAAGCUAAAGGCAGGUCGUCUGGCCCGUGAAGUGACUGAUAGCUGUCUCCAGUUUUGGGGAGGAAUGGGAUUCACCAGCGAGGUUCUGGUGAGCAGGUUUUACAGAGACUUGCGAUUACUGUCAAUAGGAGGUGGCACAGAUGAAACCAUGCUUUCCAUCAUAUGCAAAUACAUGGAAACACUUCCAAGCAAGUGACACAUCGCCACCCUUCCUUGGAAAUUAAGCAAGCAAGAGCACGGCUUGUACUGCACACUGAAGGUAACAGCCAGUACGUGUUUUAAGGGUAAAAUAAGUAGAAAACGUAACAGUAAUUUUGCCAAUGAACCGCUUAUCAGGGUCUUUGUCCAUUACCGUUCUACGUGUUCUCCAAUAUCAAAUUUCUGUUGAUACGAAGCAGUCUGAAAGCAUGUGGCCUCCUGCAAAUUUUUUUCCUUUCUCUAUGGGUUACUUUUUUGGGGGGGUCUAGCAAUCCACACUAAGCACCCAGGGAAAAUGUCUUCUUUAAUCGAGGUAUAUCUACAUUUUAGAGCAUCUAAGCCACCAAUUAAGAAACUUAACUUCCAUAUGGAUACAGCUGUGAUUUCACUAGUAGCCUAAUGUAAUUUCAGUGUAACUUUGCUUUCAAGAUCAGUAAUUAUGGCACAAAUUAUUCCCUGCUUUAUUCAAAUACUGGAACAGUGAUUUUGCUCUCAAUUACAGGUACUUGCUCUAUCUUUCAGUUUUAGCAAGUAUCAUCAAAAUGAGCUCUGUCAUCUUUGCCAAGUUCACGUCGACUUGUACUACACUGUCAUGGAUGUUUGCUGCUGGGAGUGGGGUUGAUUUUUAUUUGUAGAAUUCUACGAACAACUGUUUAAUCAUAUCUGAAGCUUUUGGAGGCCUGAACUGAGGUAUCAUGUUUUGUGUGUGUAAUUAUUAAAGAAAAAUAUUUUAAAAAACCAUGUUAAUAUGAAAAUUGUGUGUUAUUACUUAAAUGAGAGGGUACAAUUUAUGUUAUAUGCCACAGUCACCUUAAAGCCGAAAUGUAUACUAAGUAUUUUCAAAAUUACUGUGAUUUGUUACACAAAAAGUCUCACUGAAAUAUACAUCUGCUAUGCUAAGCAUAAAUUCUUAAUUUGAUCUUCUUUAAAUCUUAUUUUUUACGUUUACUUGCGUAUCAGCCAUUCCUUCAAAACCAACAUCAGCAACUCUUCCUAAAGCAGCCAUUUAAGUCAGAAGACACAACCUGCCUUAUUGCAAACAAAAUCUUCAGUGGAAUUUUCCUUCUAACCAAGUGGAUGCGUUAAGCAUUUUCUAAGGAAUCUCUAUGAUACUGUAAGGUUAGCAGUUUGAUAGUUAAAAGAUUAUAGUUUCUUCCACCUGGAAAUAAUCUGUAUCAUUGCCAGGUAGAGUCCAAGUUACACUGAGAAAUGCAAUAUAUAAAUAUUGUGUAAAAAUUACAUACAAGAUUUCAAAACCAAGAAUAAACAUAACUGCAGUAUUCCCAUGCAGCUGCUAUUAACUGCAACUUUGUAAAAGUACAAUUAAAUGCUACUAGUAUUUUUCUAUCCUAUUGACUGUGUAUUUUACUCUACAAGAUCAUACUACAGCAUCCUGAAAUCUUGCUAUUUGUGAAUCUUAAGGACUGUCAGAGUAAUACUUUUCUACCAGAAAAUAAGCAGUAAAGCAAGUACAGAUGCCGAGGAAAAUUCUAAGGCUACAGUGCAUGGUUCCCACCAAUUGCCAUUCCCCUUCCCAAGUGAAAUAUUCUCAAAGCAGUUUCACCUUUACAUAAGUCACUAUAACUGUUCUAAGCAAACUUGCAGGAUUUCAGUUCAGGUUUUAAACUGAAAAUCAACCUUUUACUGGAAGUGAAGAAAGGGAAAUGUCCUACAUCCUGUACUUGCUCCAAAAUUAAAAUAACAAAAACAUACAGAAAUAUGUCCCAGUUUUGACUAUGUAGCUUUCAGUUACCUUUCAGUUCAGAAAGCUCACGUUAAAUGAGCCUAACGGAGUUGUGUUUUAGCACUUAAUUAAAAUAGCCCUUGUGUGUUUUCUAAUAAACCUAGAGAUGU
Messenger RNA from Pygoscelis adeliae (Adelie penguin), 2978 nucleotides. RefSeq names its product probable acyl-CoA dehydrogenase 6. The record is from RefSeq and is a predicted model, not a curated record. NCBI's taxonomy places the organism in Eukaryota, Metazoa, Chordata, Aves, Sphenisciformes, Spheniscidae. Bases 1 to 1122 code for a protein of 373 amino acids. Gene Ontology annotation, biological process: fatty acid beta-oxidation using acyl-CoA dehydrogenase. The transcript is spliced from 9 exons. Gene Ontology annotation, molecular function: flavin adenine dinucleotide binding; acyl-CoA dehydrogenase activity.